UGGUGGUGCAUGUUGUUCGGACCCAACGACGUCAAUAGACGGAGAAUAGACUGAUUGAAACGAUACCCUGGGUUGACCAGAGAAAACCAUCGUUUUGGCAGUGGUGGUUGGGCUGGAAGUGCGUGCUGACUGACGCGUAUUCUUUUUCCGCAAGCUGUGCUACCCGCUACCCCAUGGUGGCAUGUAGAUCAUUUUUGAGUGCGGAUACAUGCAGCAUUGUUUUGAUCGCUCUAUGGCAUAUGUAGAUCUCCAAAGGUUCUACUCGUCAAGCUUUUUGAAGAGGGUGGUUUCACAUUCAUCUACAACAGUGUUGUUUGACUGUUGUUCUUCUGAAGGGGCCAAUCUGGGAGAAUACAUUGGCAUGGGCACCCGGCCAUCAACGCGCAUCGGCCAUGAACUUACCAGGUCUGGGAGUGUUAAGUCUUGACCCAAAUGUAUGUGGGGCCGUCGUGUGCCACUUGGGUGUGGAUCAGGCACGCGAGAUGGCAGAGAGGCCUUCCUUGAAGCCAAAGCCGCUUCAAGUGGCGCACCGGUCCAGCGAUUGGAGCGGGGCUUGAUUUGGUUCGCCUGAAUGAUGUGGAAAGUGGCAAGAGCAGCAUAAACCCGCUCAGGAGCUUCCUGCUUCCACCUUUUGCAAGACUGACCAUUGAGUUGGUGGCAUGCAUUGAUAUGGACAGGAAUAGCCCAAUUGGUAGCCCAUGCGUAGCCCAUGCGUAGCCCGGUGGACCGCAUCGCAAGGCAAACAUGUAUGACUGUAUAUGACUGUAUCAACUGUUCCAAGCAUAUCUAUUCGGAUGGUCGCAAAUGAACACAACUGUGCAUCCAGACCCUCCAAUAUUUAUCUAAUGAUCUGAUCUUGAUUGACAUCUCUGCAUGGAACCCAGGCGUGACAUCUAUGUGCCUGUCGUCUGAUGGAAAAUGGUGGAAAGGUGGUUUAACAUGGUUUGAUCAUUUUUCUGGUCAUUACGGGUAAAGCUGAACUUUGACCAUGUUUCUUUUCUCGCUAUGGCAUAUUCGCAAAAACAUUGAAACCAAUCAGGCGACUCCGCCACUCCAGGUAUUUGAUGGAUAAGAUCAGACGACAGAAAGAUCCGGACGUAUCACCAAGGAGAGUGUUGGGCUGUUGGGCAGCUGAGGAGGGAUCUGUGCCUUUGCACGGCACGCUGCCAAAGGAGCAGCAGCUCAAGGCCUUUGUGACGCCAGCGCGGGGCAACCGGAAGGUGGUGGUGGCCACGAACCUGGCGGAAGCCUCGGUCACCAUCGAUGGCAUUGUUUACGUGGUGGACAGCUGCCUGGUGAAGUUGGAUGCCUUUUGCCCCUUCAACGGCACCUCCUACCUCAACAUCACCGCCUGCUCCAAGGGCUCGGCUCGUCAGCGCUGCGGCCGCGCUGGCCGAACGCGCGCGGGACACUGCUUCAGGUUGCUCACUGAGUCCGCCUAUCACCAGUUGCACGAGCACACCCUGCCGGAAGUGCAGCGCUCGGAUCUCAAGGAUGUCGUGUUGACCCUGAAGUGCCUGGGUGUGGAUGACGUGGGUGCUUUCGAGUUUCCCACGCCGCCCGCGCGGGAGGCGUUGGAGGUGGCUCUGGAGGACCUUUAUGCCUUGGGAGCCAUCGAUGCAGAGGCACGAUUGGUGGAGCCUUUGGGGCUGCGCAUGGCACAUGGCCCCCUACCGGCACCCUUGAUGCGUCUGCUGCUCCUCUCGGUGGAGGAGCCACACCGCUGCGCGGCAGAGGCGUCCAUCGCCUGCGCGAUGCUGACGAUGCAGCCACCUUGGCUGCCCAGUCAGAACAAGGAUCGCUUGCUGAACUGCAAGGAGUCCUUCGCGGUGUACGAGGGAGACCUGGUCUCGGUGCUGAACAUCUAUCGGCAGUACGAAGUGUAUCGGGAGAAGGACCCCGAGUGGGCCAAGCGCCACCUGCUGAAUGCCAAGCUCUUGGACCGCGCGAUGAAGGUGAAGCAGCAGCUGGGGAUGUACCUGGCCAAGUUCAACCUACCAGAGGAGAGCUGUGGCAGCGAGGUGGAGCGUUUGCAGCGCGUGGCGUGUGCCUCACUCUUCCUCAACUCUGCCAGGCGCUUGCCCAACGGCACCUACCGGCUUUGCGGGGAAGCCCUCACUGACUACGCUGCAGUCUAUGCACAGGCGGCGGCGGUGGACUCUGCAGAGCUGGGAGAGAAGCUGACGGAGCUUUUGCAGGAGCCACGCCGCGGAGGUGAGCCCAAACGCCGGCGCUUGUCCAACAAGACACCUGCGCCCGUGGGCGUCCGUGAUCCGAUUGAGACCUGGCUUCCGCGGCUCCUGGCCGCCGGGCUGCCGCGGCUCUCGGGCGCCUUGGUGAAAGAUCACCGAGGCCUCUCGGUCCUGCCUCACCCACAUCGCAUGGAGAAGAAGAUCCUGACCUCCGGAGCGUGCCACCUCACCAUCUCGGGCAUCGCCUACCACACGAAGCGUGCCUGUGACAACUGCGAUCGCCCCAUCGAGGACCGAGUUUGGUUCGCAUGUGCUGAAGGUUGCGAGGUGGACUUCUGCUGCCAAUGCCACGAACAUCUUCAAACGCUCUUCGAGACCGGCGACGGCCAGCGCGCUGUCUGGGCCUCGCGCUUCGCGGCGCAGGUGGCCCAGCGGGCGCUACAGGCGCCAGCGGAGGAGCGUCAGGCCUUCAUCGAUAUCCUCGCUUUUGAUUGGCCACUCCAGAUGUUUCAGGACUUGGUCCGGGCCCUCGCUGAUGUGGCAGAUGCUCAGGUGGUUCACCUGCAGGAUGGAGCAGACAUGGAUGUGGCGGCCGACGCAGACUUCUGGCACCUGGUCGGCUUUCUACAGCUCCUGCGUUGUGCGAAUCAAAAACCAGCCAAGGAGAGGCGCUUUGGCGAGCUGAUGCUCCGUGGUCCGCGCGUGCCGGAGAGCCACUUCGUGCUGGGCGGCCUCGACAAGUGUGACGCCCAGGCAGAAUGGGAGCGCUGGAAACGGUACAAGGACCAUGUCCGCCCACCAGAAGAAGUAGUCUUGCAGGCAGAGUUCCAGGUGAGUGGCGCCUUUGCGCUCUUUCUGGUGCAGGGCCCCCUGGUGCCCCUCUCCUUCCGCGAGCGGUGCCUGGAGGCGGACUUGGAGGACCGGCUCGUACAGGUGAAACGACCCGUGCUCAGCUGCCAAGUGCCACGCCGGCCGCCACGGAGUUUGCGCCUGGGCGCCGCCAAAGCCUUGAGCCGCGUGGAUCAGCUGAAGCGCUUGGAGGCGCACUUCACACGGGAAAGGGGCCGCGGACUCGGCGUCAUGCGGGAGUUCUUGGCGCUUGCCAUGGAGGCCUUCAUGUCCGCCAAGAGUGGCAAGAACCUUGAGGAGGGUCAGGCGCUCUGGGACUAUGAUCCCAACACCAGGACCUUCUGGUUCUCCGAGCUCCCAGCUCCGCUCAGUGCCCAAUGUCAGAGCCUCUUCCGCGCUUGCGGCGUCCUUCUCGCGCAGGCAUUGCUCAAUGGCACGCGCUUGCAGGUCUCUUUCCCACCGCUUCUCUACAGCCUUCUCCUUCGGCACAUAGGCGCCUCCGCACCCCGACUGGGCCUCACAGACUUGGCCUCGCUCCGGCCAUCCUUGGCGAAGGGUCUUCAAGAGCUUCUCCAAUACGAGGGCUCGGAUGUGGGCGAGGUGUUUCCCUUGGACUGGCCCCGAGGACACGAGCUUUGCAGCAGUAAUCGAGCCGAACAUGUGGAAGCAUUUGUCGAGUGGUUCUUCACGGAGAAGUUCCGUUCGCAGCUGAAACCCUUCCUGGAUGGCUUCAAGGAUGUGCUCCACAGCUGCGACUUUUUGCAGACCUUGGUGAACGCCAGCCAGCUGGAGCAAAUCCUUUGCGGGGUGGAGGAGCCUCUAGACGUACAGCAGCUCAAGGUGAAAGCGAGAGUGGAAGGCUUUGAUCACGACUUCAAGGAGAUCUUCUGGUCCGUCCUCGAAUCCUUGGACGACGAGCAGAAGCGCCGCUUCGCCCUCUUCGUCUCGGCCUGUGACAGGAGGCCACCGGAAGGCUGGCAGCACUUCGAAUUGCAGGUCCAAAGGAACGGGGAGGACGACGAUCGGCUGCCCACCGUCGGGGGUGCUGAGUGCUUACACCUGCUUCACGCUUUUAUUGAUGCCACGCUAUUCCUCGGGCGAGGUCUUCCGCGAGCGCCUGCUGGCGGCGAUCACCGAGACGGAGGGCUUUGGGCUAAGCUGAGCAAGCUGAAUGGAGUGAGUGAGCGAGUGUUUUUUCUGCGCUGCGCGCCUGAGGAUAGAACAACUGGGGAUUUGGGUCGAAAGGAGCACAGUGAGUAG
This is a messenger RNA of Durusdinium trenchii, 4301 nucleotides long. The record is from the annotation of a GenBank genome assembly. Lineage: Eukaryota; Dinophyceae; Suessiales; Symbiodiniaceae.